This is a messenger RNA of Actinia tenebrosa (Australian red waratah sea anemone), 4050 nucleotides long. RefSeq lists its product as uncharacterized. Gene Ontology annotation, molecular function: protein binding. The record is from RefSeq and is a predicted model, not a curated record. Gene Ontology annotation, biological process: signal transduction. Lineage: Eukaryota; Metazoa; Cnidaria; Anthozoa; Actiniaria; Actiniidae.
CGUACGACUUUCAUUCAGAAGCUUGUUCACUCGCAAUGCGUGAAGGUGCGUUUACGUAUACUCGAUUUUGUACCUCCACGCAUUUGAUGCACAUUUACGUACUCGAAGAAAAAUUACUAAAAAGCUAUUGGAAGACUUUCAUCUCCUAGCAGCGAAGAAAACAGAAAUAAUAUUCUGAGUUUGCUGGAUUGCAAGCGGACGAAUAUGAAGAAAAUUUGGAUUAACAGUUCCACUGAAGUGGUUAUGCGGGCAGUUGUAUUUCUUACACUGUGUGCCAUGGCAGUAAGUGGAAAGAUGAAAUGCAAGCCAGAUGAGGUAAAGAUGUGUGCAAACAAGGACUGGCAAGAGUGUUUUUGCAGAAAGUGCUUGUCGUGCCCUCCAGGUUAUGGACCAAAUCGUCCAUGUGGUGGAAGAUAUGUGAAUGGUAGUACGAUAAUAAAGUGUAUACCAUGCAUUAGUUUAAAAAAUUAUUCUCAUGAGUAUAGCAUCGCCUCCUGUCAGCCAUGCGUUCAGUGUGAGGGCAAAAAGACUCUGCAAGAAUGUACAGCCAAAAGCAAGCGUAUUUGUAGUACCAUAUGCCAAGAAGGGUACAGCAUGAACUAUGCUACAGAUGAAUGCUUACCAGACCCCUCAUUCAAGACACCUCCUGGACAGAGCAGUACUACAGCAAAAUGGACUACCACCCACUUGCCUAAGACUACUACUACUCAGCAACCUAGUAGCACCACCCCAAUCCAACUCACCAAAACUCAAACAAAACCACAUGGAACUACAAAAUCUAGUACUCAUCCUGACAUUUCUGGAAGCAACUUGGAAAGCAAUUCUGCAAACAACUCUGAAAGCAAUUCUGCAAGCAACUCUGCAAGCAAUCUUGUAAGCAAUUCUGCAAGCGGUGAUUCCAGCCAUUCAAGGGAUAACAAAAUAAUUAUCCUAUCAGUGUCCGGCAUAACACUAGUGGUAGGUGUGGUGUGUUUCCUCAGGAACAGACAGAUGUUUUGCUUCCGCCAUGCCACUGGGAAUCAAAAUUCUGAGGAAAUACCAUUGUCUGAUUAUAAGGAUUCUAUAUCUCCAAGAUCUUCUCAAGAAAUAGUCCCAUGGCCAGACAAGUUUCGUCUCAAAGAUAUAGUAUCAGCUCUCCGUUCAAAUAUUGCCAACUACAUUGUUGGCGAAGGCUUGACAAUUGGACUUAUCAAUGGUUGGCGUGCCAUUGGAGAAAAGGUGAAGUUAAAUCCAAAUGAAUUAAAAGCAAUCAGUGCUGCAGGACAUUUAAAGACACAUACAAAUGAGGGUGAGCAACUACUGUUAAAGCUGGAAACUUGUCAGCCAGAGUUGACACUUACUGAAUUUGUCAAUAUUCUAGAAAACCUUGGGAGGAAAGAUGUGGUGAACUUGAUAAAAGACCACUACAAUAAUGAAAACGAAGCAAACAUUAAUGCAAAUCAAAUAAGUGUUACCCCUCAAAAUAGCCAUCCUGAACCUGAAUUUGUUUGAAAGUAUGAGCAUGCCAACUUGCAAUAUCAAAUGCAAGAGACUGUUAAUUCAUACAAGUGGGUUCAAAAAAUUAGGCAUAGACAUAUUGUCUGAUACACUUCAGAAUGCAGCUCAAAUUUAGGGCCUCCUGCACAGAACAAUAGAUUUCCAGUUCUCGAGAGAUUGAAAAUUCUUUUGGUGAAUUUGACAUUUAUUGUUUUAGUAAAUGCUUGAUAUUCCCUAAAGACAUUAUUAUGCUCUUGCUGCAGGAAAAAGGACAUUAUUUGUAUAUAUUAUAUGCACAAACUUACAUUGAAAACCUUUUAAGAGCCCAGAAGCAAUUUUUAAAAGUAAAUAAAUUAAGAUAAGAACAUGGAUUUCUUCAUUAGUUUAGACCAAUAUAUAUAUAGAAGCUAAGGUACCAUAUAGAAACUAGCUACAGUAUAACCCUGUUAAUAAGGACACCGUUGGGACGGACAAAACUGUCCUUAUUAACAGGGUGUCCUUAUUAAGCGAGGUGUAAAAAAAAACAGCUGAAAAUACAUUUUUAACCGUUUGUUUUUACUCUGCUGUAAACCUUGAGCUACAAUGUUCAAUACAACAGCCUGAACUGAAACAAAAAGUACAAGCACUACAUCAUUUCUAUACUGUGCUGUAUAAUUUCCGAUUGCGAGCUCUGUCUAUUUGAUUAUGCUGUAAUAUUUAGUAAAAUCUACUGCAAUAAUGGUCAGUUGAUACGCAAUAACUGACAAUAUAAUCCGUAUUAAUUCGAUAUAUCAAUGAAAAAAUUCAGUAAAGACGUCUUUAAAUUUCAAGUGUCCUUAAUAUGGGGUUGAUUUUGUAUGGAAACUGUCAUUUAGGUCCUAGAAAAGUGUCCUUUGUACUUAUUAACGGGUGUAGUGUAAAUAUUAUAAAUAUUAUAAAUAAUAAGUUAAUAUUUUAAAAAAGCAAGUAUACAUAUAGUCAAUAAAUUAAUCAUGCAAUGUUGUUAAUUUAUUGUUUAAUAUAUAGAACCAAUAUUGUAAUCUUUAUGGCUUGAUGCACCAAGAAUAAAGAUCAAAGAUAUGAUUGUAUAUAAGUUAUUUCAAAAAUGGACAUUGGAGCCAAAGGCAACAGGAGGUGAUCAGUGAUAUUAAUUCUAUAGGUUUUUCAAGAUCAAAGAAUAGCUGGAAUGACUCAUGUUUCUGCUUCUUAUUCUCGUCAUUCUAGGCACACAAAAAAGAUGUAAGCUCAUAAUAUUCUUUAAUUUCCAUCUUAGAAUGACCUAGCUAUCACCUGCUAUUUCCUACAUCUCCUCUCUGACGAUAACCUUCUUUGAUAUAUAGGUAUAGAAAAGAUUUUAAACUCAUAUGACAUGACAACAUUCUGCAGGCCAGUAUUUAUAUGCUAAGCAGUAAUAAUUUUUUUGUCUAAAAAGAAAACACUUGAAUUAUAAAUGUCCAAGAAAACCAUAUUUUAUAGGGAGGGAUAUUUAUAAGGUGUCUAUAAUUAAGACUCCAUCAGUUUGUAGUCAUUUUAUUACAUCUGCAGGAUAUACUAAUAGUCAAUAAGACAGAAUAAGUGCUUGCUAAAUCUAGCAACAUACGAAUUGUUAGGGUGAAGUCACUAAACCUGUGAAAUAAAAAUUGCUUGUUAAAGUGUAAUAGUCCAAUAAUAGACACAAAAGAAAACAAUGGAAUUAGGGUCUACUAUAUAUUAAAGUGUAUUAGUCUAAUAUCUAUUGCACAGGUUUAGUGACUUCACUGUAAUGAAUUAAAGAAUUCAAAGUACUGUAUCUUCAUCAACAGUCUAUAUAUAUAUAUACUUCUUUCAAUAAUAGACCAAAUCCAUGGUGUAACGAUGUUUUCCCAAUUUAGGCAAAACAAACCCCUUGAGGAAUGAUUACCUAUUGUGUUGAAACUCUUGUCUGAUGUUAUCCCAUGACUCCCUUAGGAUACUUACAAAGUUUUUGAAGAGUAAAAACAAACAAAAAUUGAAUCAGACCUUAGAGGUUUGUCAUGCACUGAGUUGGGAAAACAUUGUGACACAUGGAUUAGGUCCUAAGAGCUAUAGUCACCAAAAAGUUGAGACCACUGAAAAAAAUAGGAAACAAAACAAAAACUGACUUUAUUGAAUUUAGUAUUUUAUAUGUACCAACUACAGCUGAAUAGAUAGUACCCUGCAAGCAGAGGGAUUUUUUUAAAACCCCUCUGCUCGCAGGGUAAAUAUAUAGGUGCUAACAAAGUAAAGUUAGUAUUGUUUUCAAACACUUAGGCCCAUGCAGUCCACAAGUCGAACUUUUGCCAAGUGAAAUGUUUUGUAAACAACGGAUAUUAUUCAGCUAAUGUGUAAAAACCAAACAGUUUGAUGUACAUAUACUGUAGAUAUAUAUAUAGUGGGAUAUGUCAUUCUUAUGAACACUGACAUUGCGAUGCUAAAAAUAAUCUGCCAACCUGCCAAAAAUAUUACUGACCAUUCAAAUGACAAUUUUAGUCCAGUUGCUCAUAAUAUUGUACAUAUCCACCAAUAGAUAUACAUGUAUAUAAUAAUUAUAAUGCACUAAAGUGUAAGACAAUAAGAAAUAAACCCCUGAAAAAUUAA